CACAUUUCCCCCAAUAUCCUAUAUAUACGCAGAGCAUGAUCACUUCUUGAUCAACGACUACCUCUUGUUUCAUCUGCAUUUUCUUCACCUUGAGUAACAAUGAUCAGUGCUGAAUUUCAAAACUAUUUCAUUUCGAUUCUCAUUUGCUUCUCAACACUCUUCUGUCUCUUUUAUUUCUUCUUCAAGAAGCCGAAUGUUAACUUCGAUUUGCCUCCGAGCCCUCCUUCUAUGCCCGUCAUUGGUCAUCUUCACCUUCUUCUCUCUUCGCUAAUCCACAAGUCUUUUCAGAAAAUCUCAUCCAAGCACGGACCUCUCCUCCAUCUCCGCGUCCUCAACAUCCCUAUAGUCCUCGUCUCCUCUGCCUCAGUGGCUAACGAGAUCUUCAAGGCACAUGACCUGAACAUCUCGUCUCGAGGCCUCCCUGCUAUCGACGAGUCCCUCUUUUUCGGAUCUACCGGCUUCUUCUCCGCUCCCCAUGGAGAUUACUGGAAGUUCAUGAAGAAGCUCAUCGUCACCAUGCUACUUGGACCACAAGCAAUCGAGCGGUCAAGAGCAGUACGUGCAGAGGAGCUAGAGCGGUUUUACUUUGAUCUGCUCGAUAAAGCGACGAAGAAGGAGACAGUUGAGAUCCGUAAAGAAGCGAUGAAGUUCACCAACAACAGCACCUGCAAGAUGAUACUCGGGAGGAGAUGUUCGGAGGAGAACGGUGAAGGUGAGAGAGUCAGAGGAUUGAUUACAGAAUCGAUUGCCUCGACAAGGAAGGUUCUAAUUGCAACCUUGUUGCGGAAGCCGCUUGAGAAGCUUGGAAUCCCACUGUUUAAGAAGGAGAUAAUGGAAUUUUCCGGCAGAUACAACGAGGUGCUGGAGAGGUUCCUUGCGGAACACGAAGAGGAACUAGAGAAGCAUCAUGAUCAUCAUCAAGGUAUGGAUUUGAUGGGCGUCUUGUUGGAAGUUAAAAGAGACGAAAACGCAGAGUACAAGAUCACUAGGGACGACAUCAAGUCCUUGUUCGUGGAGCUUUUCCUUGGAGGCACUGACACAUCGAAGCAAACAAUACAAUGGACAAUGGCUGAAAUCAUAAAUAGCCCUAAAACUGUCGAGAGAUUAAGAGAAGAGAUGGAUUCCGUGGUAGAAAAGUCAAGACUGAUUCAAGAAACUGACCUACCAAACCUACCUUACUUGCAAGCGGUAGUCAAAGAAGGGCUGAGACUGUAUCCACCGGUCCCUAUCAUUGGAAGGAGGCUCCAAAAAGGAUGUGAAAUGGGAGGAUUUUACGUGUCGGAGAAGGCAACACUUAUACUUAAUGGUUACGCUAUAAUGAGAGAUCCUAAUCACUGGGAAGAUCCUGACGAGUUCAAGCCAGAGAGGUUUCUAGCUUCUUCCAAAAUAGCAGAGCAAGAGGAAGAGGUAAGAGAGCAAGUACUAAAGUAUCUUACUUUUGGGAGUGGAAGGAGAGGAUGUCCAGGAUCGAAUCUUGCUCACAUCUUUCUAGGAACCGCCAUUGGAAUGAUGGUUCAGUGUUUUGAUUGGAGGAUCAAAGGAGAUAAGGUUAACAUGGAAGAGAGUCUUUCAGGAAUGGUUUUGACAAUGGCUCAUCCCCUUAAGUGCACUCCUGUUCCUCGACUCUGUAGCUUCCCAGUUCGCCACUGAGCUCUCUCAUUGGCUAUUCUCAAAGUCUCUCUUGAAGAUUGUCAAAGCAAUAAAUAAAGGAAGCUUUGCGUUUCCCGGUUUAGUUUGGUAUAUUGUUGUACUAUUCGAAAAUCGAAAGUGAUAAAAAUUCCCGGUUCAUUUUGGUUUAAUUCACAGUAGUUAAGUACACUGUUCAAAAGUUGAAUUCACACGGUUUUCGAGAUGAAGAAACUUGAUCCACUGUUCCUUCUCCGACAAAAUAUCGC
This is a messenger RNA of Thlaspi arvense, 1895 nucleotides long. The record is from the annotation of a GenBank genome assembly. NCBI's taxonomy places the organism in Eukaryota, Viridiplantae, Streptophyta, Magnoliopsida, Brassicales, Brassicaceae.